Nannospalax galili (Upper Galilee mountains blind mole rat) is the source of this 2184-nucleotide messenger RNA. RefSeq names its product keratin 75 (gene Krt75). The transcript has 9 exons. The record is from RefSeq and is a predicted model, not a curated record. Gene Ontology annotation, biological process: keratinization; intermediate filament organization. Lineage: Eukaryota; Metazoa; Chordata; Mammalia; Rodentia; Spalacidae. Gene Ontology annotation, molecular function: structural constituent of skin epidermis. Gene Ontology annotation, cellular component: keratin filament. The coding region runs from base 104 to 1762 and encodes 552 amino acids.
CUCAUAAAAGCCCAGGGGCCUGCAGUUCUCCAACUGCCUGGCUUCUCCAGCCCCUUUACGCAUCUACCUCGGGAUCGUCUCUCACCAGCCUUCCUCUCCCACCAUGUCUCGGCAGUCCACCAUCACUUUCCACACCGGCAGCCGUCGGGGCUUCAGCACUGCCUCAGCUACCACCGCAAAUACUGGCCGCUCCCGCUUCAGCUCCGCUUCUGUGGCCCGCUCUUCAGGAAACAGCGGGGCCCUGGGCAGGAUCAGUGGCGCUGGGACUGGCUUUGGAAGCCGCAGCCUCUACAACCUGGGGGGGUCCAAGCGGGUCUCCGUCGGUGGGAGUGCUGGAAGCGGCUUCCGAAUUGGCUUUGGUGGCAGGGCUAGCACUGGGUUUGGGGUCAGCAGUGGGUUUGGUUAUGGGGGAGGUAUUGGAGGAGGCUAUGGGGGCGCUGGCUUUCCUGUCUGCCCCUCUGGAGGCAUCCAAGAAGUCACAGUCAACCAGAGUCUCCUGACCCCCCUUAACCUACAAAUCGACCCCACCAUCCAGAGGGUUCGGAAAGAGGAACGGGAGCAGAUCAAGACUCUCAACAACAAGUUUGCCUCCUUCAUUGACAAGGUACGCUUCCUGGAACAGCAGAACAAGGUCUUAGAGACCAAGUGGAGCCUCCUGCAAGAGCAAGGCUCCAGAACCGUGAGACACAACCUGGAACCCUUAUUCGACACAUACAUCAAUGACCUCCGACGACAGCUGGACGGCAUCACUGCCGAGAGGGGCAGGCUAGAUGCUGAACUGAGGAACACGCAGGAGGUCGUAGAAGACUUCAAAGUCAGGUAUGAAGAUGAAAUUAACAAGCGCACAGCUGCAGAAAAUGAGUUUGUGACCCUAAAAAAGGAUGUAGACGGAGCCUACAUGAACAAGGUGGAGCUGGAGGCCAAGGUCGACUCUCUGACUGACCAGCUCAACUUCUACCGGAUGAUCUAUGAGGCAGAACUCUCUCAGAUGCAAAACCAAGUCAGUGACACCUCUGUGGUCCUGUCCAUGGACAACAACCGCAGCCUGGACUUGGACAGCAUCAUCGCUGAGGUCAAAGCACAAUAUGAAGACAUUGCCAACCGAAGCCGGGCAGAGGCCGAGUCCUGGUACCAGACCAAGUACGAGGAGCUGCAGGUGACAGCAGGCAGGCAUGGCGAUGACCUCCGAAACACCAAGCAAGAGAUUUCAGAGAUGAACCGAAUGAUCCAGAGACUGAGAUCUGAGAUUGAUGGCGUGAAGAAGCAGUGUGCCAGCCUGCAAACUGCCAUCUCAGAUGCUGAGCAACGCGGAGAGUUGGCCCUCAAGGAUGCCCGGGCCAAACUGGUGGACCUUGAGGACGCACUGCAGAAGGCCAAGCAGGACAUGGCCCGGCUGCUUCGGGAGUACCAAGAGCUCAUGAAUGUUAAGCUGGCCCUAGAUGUGGAGAUCGCCACCUACAGGAAGCUGCUGGAGGGUGAGGAGUACAGGCUGAGUGCAGAGGGCGUUUCUCCAGUGAACAUCUCCGUGGUCACUUCCACAGUUUCCAGUGGCUAUGGCGGUGGCAGCGGCUUGGGAAGUGGAAGCCUGGGUCUCAAUGGGAGCAGUGGCUACAACUUCACCACCAGCAGUGGGCACAGCUUGGGUGCAGGCCUGGGAGGCUCUAGCUUCACCACCUGCAGCAGCCGGGGCCCAGGGAGCAGUGGCUCCAGCAUCAAGUUUGUUUCCACUACAUCAUCCAGCAGGAAAAGCUACAGGCACUAAGGCCAGCAGCCAACCACUCCCCUAGUCACUGCCCUGAAGCCUUUUCUCACCUGUACCUUGAUGCCUGGGCCCUUCUCCCACCUCCUCUUCACAGGGCCCUCCUGUGCUGCCAAGGGGCCUGAUACCCUGACUAAAUCAAUCACUGGCCUAAGGCAGCCUCUUUGUAGUCCCCAAGUUGCUCCUGGUACUUCUUUGUGCUAGACACACAAACCCAAGGUCCAUUCUCUUCCACAAUUCAUAUUCAAUGGAUCCUGCUAGGACCAGGUAUCCACAAAUGCCCAUUCAACGCCACCUGUCCCUUCCCCCCAGAUGCAGUGACAGGGGAGUCCAUGUCUCUCAGGCCACCUUAACGUCAGGCUGUCUCAUCACUGGCUGCUUACAAACUGCCAGCUAGAGUGAGUGUUCCUAUUCCCUCCUCUGAA